AUGACAGAAAAAUCUAAUGGUGUGAAGAGCUCUACAGCCAAUAACCACAACCAUCAUGCACCUACUGCCAUCAAGACCAAUGGCAAUGAUGACCAGGGGACCAGUAGCAGGCCACAGUCUGCGGCUGAAGAUGACACAUCCUCAGAACUGCAGAGGCUGUCAGAGAUGGAUGCCCCCCAGCGGGAGAGAGGUGGUUUCCGCAGGAUCGUCCGCCUGGUGGGGGUCAUUAGAGACUGGGCCAUUAAGAAUUUCCGCGAGGAGGAACCAAGACCUGACUCAUUCCUUGAGCGUUUUCGUGGUCCUGAACUCCAGACCGUGACAACACAGCAAGGGAAUGACAAAGGCAACAAGGACGGCGAGGGCAAGGGCACUAAGAAGAAAUUUCAACUAUUUGUCUUAGACCCAGCUGGGGACUGGUACUACCGCUGGCUGUUUAUGAUUGCCAUGCCUGUCCUCUACAACUGGUGCCUGCUGGUGGCCAGAGCCUGCUUCAGUGACUUACAGGAAAGCUACUACCUAGUGUGGCUGGUGCUGGACUACUUCUCAGAUGUGGUCUAUAUUGCAGACCUCUUCAUUCGAUUGCGCACAGGUUUCCUAGAACAGGGGCUGUUGGUCAAAGAUCCCAAGAAGCUGCGGGACAACUACAUCCAUACUCUGCAGUUCAAGCUAGAUAUAGCUUCUAUCAUUCCCACAGACCUGGUCUAUUUUGCUGUGGGCAUACACAGCCCUGAGCUUCGUUUCAACCGCCUUCUACACUUUGCCCGUAUGUUUGAAUUCUUUGACCGAACUGAGACACGCACUAGUUACCCCAAUAUCUUCCGCAUCAGCAACCUGGUUCUCUACAUCUUGAUCAUCAUCCACUGGAAUGCUUGCAUCUACUAUGCCAUUUCCAAGUCCAUUGGCUUUGGGGUUGACACCUGGGUUUAUCCCAAUAUCACUGAUCCUCAGUAUGGCUACUUGGCUAGGGAAUACAUCUACUGCCUUUACUGGUCUACACUGACCCUUACUACCAUUGGGGAGACACCACCUCCUGUAAAGGAUGAGGAGUAUCUAUUUGUUAUUUUUGACUUCCUGAUUGGUGUCCUUAUCUUUGCCACCAUUGUGGGAAAUGUGGGUUCCAUGAUCUCCAACAUGAAUGCCACCCGAGCUGAGUUCCAGGCCAAGAUCGAUGCAGUCAAACAUUACAUGCAGUUCCGAAAAGUCAGCAAGGAGAUGGAAGCCAAGGUCAUUAAGUGGUUUGACUACCUUUGGACCAAUAAGAAGACUGUGGAUGAGCGGGAAGUUCUCAAAAAUCUGCCGGCCAAGCUGAGGGCUGAGAUAGCCAUCAAUGUCCACUUGUCCACACUCAAGAAAGUGCGCAUCUUCCAGGAUUGUGAGGCUGGCCUGCUGGUGGAGUUGGUAUUGAAGCUUCGUCCUCAGGUCUUCAGCCCUGGGGAUUACAUUUGCCGCAAAGGGGAUAUUGGCAAGGAGAUGUACAUAAUCAAAGAGGGCAAGUUGGCAGUAGUGGCUGAUGAUGGUGUCACUCAGUAUGCCCUGCUCUCAGCUGGGAGUUGCUUUGGAGAGAUCAGUAUCCUUAAUAUUAAGGGUAGCAAAAUGGGCAAUCGACGCACAGCCAAUAUCCGCAGCCUGGGCUACUCAGAUCUCUUCUGCUUGUCCAAGGAUGACCUCAUGGAAGCUGUGACUGAGUACCCUGAUGCCAAGAAGGUCUUGGAGGAGAGGGGUCGAGAAAUCCUUAUGAAAGAGGGGUUACUAGAUGAGAAUGAGGUGGCAGCCAGCAUGGAGGUGGAUGUGCAAGAGAAGCUCGAACAGCUGGAGACCAACAUGGAGACCUUGUACACUCGCUUUGGCCGCCUGUUGGCUGAGUACACAGGGGCCCAGCAGAAGCUCAAACAGCGCAUCACGGUUCUAGAAACCAAGAUGAAGCAGAACAAUGAGGAUGAUUACCUUUCUGAUGGGAUGAACAGCCCUGAGCCAGAUGAUGCUGAAAAGACAUAA
This is a messenger RNA of Phyllostomus hastatus (greater spear-nosed bat), 1995 nucleotides long. RefSeq names its product cyclic nucleotide gated channel subunit alpha 2 (gene CNGA2). The record is from RefSeq and is a predicted model, not a curated record. The coding region runs from base 1 to 1995 and encodes 664 amino acids. Gene Ontology annotation, biological process: monoatomic cation transmembrane transport. Gene Ontology annotation, molecular function: intracellularly cGMP-activated cation channel activity; intracellularly cAMP-activated cation channel activity; cGMP binding. NCBI's taxonomy places the organism in Eukaryota, Metazoa, Chordata, Mammalia, Chiroptera, Phyllostomidae. The transcript is spliced from 6 exons. Gene Ontology annotation, cellular component: intracellular cyclic nucleotide activated cation channel complex; plasma membrane.